GUUUUGAAGCUUUGAAGAUUGGAGAUAACAAUGUAAUAGAAUCUAAAGCAUUUAUAGGUAGAAAUGUGAUCCUAACAAGUGGCUGUAUUAUUGGAGCAUGUUGUCAAGUAAACUCCUGUGAAGUUAUUCCUGAGAACACUGUUAUCUAUGGGGUAGACUGUAUGCGGAGAGUGCAGUCAGAACGGCCACAGCCACAAACUCUGCAGCUAGACUUCCUGAUGAAAAUCUUGCCUAAUUAUCAUCACUUGAAGAAAACCGUGAAAGGAAGUACAACUCCAGUAAAAAUCUGAAUGGCACCAGAUCCUGCUUCUGAGGUGGAAUCAAUGCAUCGAUUUGGUGAUAAGCAUAGUCACUUUAAAGCAGUAAUUUGUACUACAGUAAAUUAUUCACUGCAUAAAACUAAUGCCCUCUGCAAUAAAAUGAAAAUAGGUUAAUACUUGCUAACUAAUUUUUGAAUUUCAUCAAUUAUCUUCUUAUCCUUGUUUUUCUACAGAUUUCACAAUUAAUCUCAUUUUCUAAAAAAAAAGCUAUCAUACUGGUGAUCUUAGUUAUGAAUAAAGGAUUGGUUUUAUUGUCAAAAUUACUACACCUCACACUAAAAUAUUGAGCUGGUCGGCUAGCAUUUUCUCUGAGUUAAAUGUUAUUUUAAGGAUGCUCCAGGAGCAUGGGGAAAAGUUAACUUUUGGAAUUGAAUGCACUGGAGUUCAGUGGAAUAUUAAACAUGAUUUAAACUUG
Molecule: messenger RNA, 735 nt
Organism: Rhincodon typus (whale shark)
Lineage: Eukaryota; Metazoa; Chordata; Chondrichthyes; Orectolobiformes; Rhincodontidae
Product: dynactin subunit 6-like
Exons: 3
Biological process (GO): mitotic spindle organization
Cellular component (GO): dynactin complex
Molecular function (GO): dynein complex binding
Source: RefSeq, a predicted model, not a curated record